GUCCUGUGCUUCACCAUGCUGGGGCUGGGCUGCACGGUGGAGGUGAGCCAGCUGGGGGAACACAUCCGCAGACCAGUCGGGGUGCUGCUGGCUCUGCUGUGUCAGUUUGUCAUUAUGCCGCUGGUGGCCUUUCUUUUGGCUUUAGCCUUCUCUCUGGAUGAUGUGGCGGCGAUAGCCGUUCUCCUCUGUGGCUGCUGUCCCGGAGGAAACCUGUCCAACAUCAUGUCUCUGCUGGUGCACGGGGAGAUGAACCUCAGCAUCAUUAUGACCAUAUCCUCCACGCUGCUGGCGCUGGUUCUGAUGCCGCUCUGCCUGUGGAUCUACAGUCGGGCCUGGAUCAAUACGCCUGUGGUCAACCUGCUGCCUUUCCGGGCCAUUAUCCUGACCCUGUGCAGCACCCUCAUCCCCAUUGGUUUAGGAAUGAUGCUGAGGUAUCGCUACACGCGCGUGGCCGACAUGGUUUUAAAGGCAUCUCUGUGGUCUCUGCUCAUCACCCUUGUUAUGCUCUUCAUCCUGACUGGAGUGAUGUUGGGACCAGAUCUGCUCUCAACCAUCCCAGCCUCUGUCUACAUGGUGGCUGUCCUGAUGCCGCUGUGUGGCUACGCUGCAGGUUAUGGCCUGGCUGUGCUGUUUCACCUGCCCCCCAACUGCCGCAGGGCAGUCUCCCUGGAGACAGGGUGCCAAAACGUGCAGCUGUGUACCACCAUCUUGAAGCUGGCCUUCCCCCCUCAUCUCAUGGGUGGGAUGUACAUGUUCCCCCUGCUGUAUGCUCUGUUCCAAGCAGCCGAGGCCGGCCUUUUCAUCCUGGGCUACAGGAUGUAUAGGAAGGAGGUGUUGCACAAACCAGACUCGAUAAUAGAUGGCAAGGACAUUGUAUAUCAGAGGUUUCACAAUGAGGACUUUGAUUCAUCUUACGGUGCAGUUACAGUGAGUGACCCAAACACCAUCAUGCUGGACCCCUGUCCUCCUGAUCCCACAUCUGUUUGAUGUGCAGAUGUUGGAACAGAAGCUCUGUGGUUCCCAAAUGUUUUCACUUUCU
Nematolebias whitei (Rio pearlfish) is the source of this 1039-nucleotide messenger RNA. RefSeq names its product solute carrier family 10 member 4 (gene slc10a4). The coding region runs from base 16 to 987 and encodes 323 amino acids. Gene Ontology annotation, biological process: bile acid and bile salt transport. Gene Ontology annotation, cellular component: membrane. The record is from RefSeq and is a predicted model, not a curated record. Gene Ontology annotation, molecular function: bile acid:sodium symporter activity. Lineage: Eukaryota; Metazoa; Chordata; Actinopteri; Cyprinodontiformes; Rivulidae. The transcript has 3 exons.